Messenger RNA from Paramuricea clavata, 1743 nucleotides. NCBI's taxonomy places the organism in Eukaryota, Metazoa, Cnidaria, Anthozoa, Malacalcyonacea, Plexauridae. The record is from the annotation of a GenBank genome assembly.
AAUUUAAUUUCUGAAGAAGUUACACUAACAUACUUCGACCCAGAGAAAGAGACAGUACUGCAAGUUGACGCAUCAACAAAAGGCCUGGGAGCUACACUCUUGCAAGAAGACAAGCCAGUCGCCUUUGCCAGUAAAGCUUUAACUGACGUAGAAUCACGAUACGCAAACAUCGAAAGAGAACUCUUAGCAGUUGUAUACGGAUGCGAGAAAUUCCACACUUAUCUCUACGGCCGCAGUUUUACAGUCCAAUCUGAUCAUAAACCCCUUGAAUCUAUCCACCUUAAGCACCUUACAUCAGCCCCACCCCGCCUGCAACGGAUGUUGUUGCGCCUACAGCCGUACAGCCUUACAAUCAAGUACCGUCAAGGAGCAGAUAUGGAAAUCGCAGAUGCCCUAUCAAGACUUUCGCCCCAGGAAACAGAGCCCAUCUCUGACGUCCAAAUACACGAAAUCUGUCCACAAUUUAGUAGUGGGAUUCUGCAGGAGAUCCGCGUGGCAAGUGCAACAGAUACGGAGCUUAAAGAAUUAAAUGAUGUGGUUUACAAUGGAUGGCCAACGAACAUAAAGCAGGUUCCAGAAAUCCUCAAACCCUAUUGGACCUUUCGUGAUGAGAUCACCACCGAAGAUGGUAUAGCAAUGAAAGGCCAACGUAUUAUCAUCCCCCAUAGUAUGCAGAGCAUGAUACUUACGAAGCUUCACGCAGGUCGUCAAGGGUCCGAAAAAACUAAAUUAAGAGCACGAACAUCGGUUUACUGGAGAGGAAUGAACAGUGACAUUGAGAAGUCGUGCAAAUCGUGCAAUACAUGUCAAGAAAUGCAGAACAGUCAACCCAAAGAGCCACUUAUCCAGACAGAGGUACCGCCAGGUCCAUGGCAUACCAUCGGCACGGACUUAUUCUACCUAGACGGAGCGGAAUACUUAUUGGUCGCUGACUACUACUCAAAAUACCAGUUCGUGCGAGAGGUACCAAAAGGGAAGAGCAGCAGUAGGACAAUCGCGAAUUUAACGAAAGAAAUUUUCAGCGAACAAGGAGUACCCAAAAUCGUAAGAUCCGAUAAUGGGCCCCAUUUUGAAGGACAAGCAUAUAAAGAGUUCGCAAAGCAAUAUAAUUUCCAACAUACCACAAGCUCACCACACUACCCCAGAAGCAAUGGGUUUAUUGAGAGCCAAGUCAAGACUACGAAAAAGACAAUGAAAAAAGCAAGAGCAACCAAUACAGACCCACUCAUGGCUUUGUUAUGCUUACGGGCAACUCCAAUCAACAGCACUCUUCCAUCCCCAGCUGAGCUCUUAUUUGGUAGACCAAUCCAAGACAACCUGCCAAAGAAAAUACCGAAAGGAAAAACAACUGAGGAGGUGACUAGCAGAUUAUUACAGCGGCAAGCUACGCAGAAAUACUACCAUGACAGAAAUACAAAACCGCUCCAACCAUUAAAACCUGGUCAAAGCAUAAACAUCCAAGACCCAAGGACACAAACCUGGAAACCCGCAGAGAUAAAAGAGAAAAUUCAAGAAGUACCCCGAUCUUACAUUAUCACGAAACCAGGAGGAGGAGAAAUCAGACGAAAUCGAACACAGAUACGAGAACGCCCACAAGAUCCAAUGGAACAAGCAUAUCAACAACCCUGUGAGAAAACACUAGACAACCCCGAAACCCCGUUCCCUAAGAGCACCCAAGAAAGCCACCAAUACACAACGCGUAGCGGCAGAAUAGUAGUACCCCCAACACGUUUAGAUAUGUAG